This is a messenger RNA of Scaptodrosophila lebanonensis, 2762 nucleotides long. RefSeq names its product zinc finger FYVE domain-containing protein 1-like. The record is from RefSeq and is a predicted model, not a curated record. Lineage: Eukaryota; Metazoa; Arthropoda; Insecta; Diptera; Drosophilidae. Gene Ontology annotation, molecular function: metal ion binding. Bases 152 to 2497 code for a protein of 781 amino acids. The transcript has 8 exons.
AUAACAAUACGCACGAUAUCAACUGAUUCAUCAAUUUAUUUACACGAUGAUAAUUUAGACAAAUCAUAAAGAAUUUCUCUAUCGUUACGUUGUUAUGAGUCAUAUUUCUUCUCAAGUUUCUGGAGCCGCUUUAUGCUAAACCAACACAAAAAUGUUAAAACUUGAUUCAACAAAUAAUAAUCAACCGUCAAUAAUGCAACCACUACCCUUUUUCCAGGGUGGUGCACUCAAGCCACAUUUGGACAGGGAUAAUGAUUUUAAUUCCAUACCGUUCAUUACCACUAACGAAUCUGAAUUUGUACAAAAUGAAUACAGCCCAAACAAUCGUUCAUUUCUUUUUAUGGAUGCUAAUGAAAAUUUACAAAUUGCUACACCUGAACUUUUUUGUAAAAAACUAACCUGCAAUAGCGAGGACAAAAUAAAAGUCAUCUCCAUAUUUGGAAACACAGGCGAUGGUAAAUCGCAUACUAUGAACCAUGUAUUCUUUAGUGGUGAACCGGUUUUUCAUACCUCAACGGACCAAAGCUCCUGUACGAUUGGAGUUUAUGCGGCCAUGCAACAUGAUCAAGGCGUGCUCUGCCUGGACACAGAAGGCUUGCUUGGCACCACAGCUAAAAGCAACAAACGCAUGCGUAUGCUCCUAAAGAUUCUUGCCAUUUCGGACAUUGUGAUAUAUAGAACGCGCGCACCGCGUUUGCACAGUGACAUGUUUGAAUUUCUUGGCACUGCGUCCAAGGCAUUUUGCUUGCAUUUCACUCAGGCACUGCAGACCAUGGGCAAUGGCAACACUCUCGGACCUGCUGUGAUAAUAUUUCAUGAAACGCAACAUACAAAACCGUUGGAGAGCACCGUUGCCGAGAGUGCCGAGGAUAAAUUGCGCAACAAUUUUGCAUUGCUCAACUUAGAGACGAAUGCUUUUAGUUCGCUGCGCUAUGUGGGAAUUCAAACACCAGCGGACAAACAGACCAAUUUUUCUAAAAUCAACGAUGUGUUGCGCUUGGAAAUAGAGAACACAGCUGUGCGCUCUCCUCGUAAGCCCGCAGUCGUAUUCCAGGCUAUGAAAUUAUUAAACCAAAAGUUUGCCGGGGACAUUAUUGAGAAAGCCAUUAAUCCCUUUCCCGAGCAGUAUUUCACCUGCCCGGUGCACUGCGAAUCGUGCAGUCGACGCUGCCAACGUUCAAUGGGUCAUAUGAGCGAUGGCGAAUCACACUUUAAUACACAUCCAUGCAAUUAUCAACAUCAAUACGAGAACAAGGAAUAUCUGUGCAAAAAGUGUUACAACAAUGGCAAGGAGACUGUGGUCAGUAUACGGGCGCAAUCGCAAACUGAUAGUGCUUUGUCAGGUUUGGCCAAAUAUAUGUGGAAGGGCGAUGUCAUUGAGUGUCCCUAUUGCGGAGAGAUUUAUCGGGCACGGCAGUACUGGUAUGGCAAUAAGUCCCCAGAGGCCUCAGUGGUGCGGGUGCAAGUGGUGCAUGUGUGGAAAGGUGGUAAUGCAGUCGUGCGCGGCAAUGCACAUUCAGCUCAACUAAUGCUCGAUGGCGUUCAUUACUUGAGCGAAGCAAUUACAAAUAUAUCGGCACCAUCAGCAAAGGCAUUGAGCGGAUGGAUAGCAGACAAGGUAGCACCUAGCUAUUGGCGAUGUAAUAAUGAAAUCAUUCUCUGUCAUGCCUGCAAACGUAACUUUGAGAAAACAGGUAUGCCAAAACAUCAUUGCCGAGGAUGUGGUGAGGGUUUUUGCCACACCUGUAGUCAACACAGGGCUCCGGUGCCAGCCCGCGGUUGGUUGCAACCGGUUCGUGUUUGCAAUGAUUGCUAUCAACAGCUGCGCCGCAAGUCGGAUAUAACACCUGGAUCCAAGCCGACUAACGAUGAAGGCGAUGUGUUAGUUCGCAAAUAUGGCGAAACCAUCUACAACACCAUCAGUACAGUGGCUGCGGUAGCAAUAGAAUAUCCUAAGGAAAUUCUUAAAGACACCGCACGCCCAUUUUAUUGGGUGCCCGAUGCUGAAUCACCUUGUUGCUUCAUUUGCAAAGAUGUUUUUGGCAACGCAGAGGAACUAGCAUUGGCACAACAUGCAGGUCGUCUUAGUGUGGAAGAUAAUAUAAAAUUGCGCAGUAACCCUCAGCCGCCUUUCGCUGGACGAACGACAAACAGCGAAACCAAAGCGCCUGGUGAGUGCAAACGGCAUCAUUGUCGAUCCUGCGGCCAGGCUGUGUGCAGCGAUUGCUCUAAAACGCGCAUGCCAGUGCCGGAACGAGGCUGGCAAAUGGAUGUUCGUGUCUGUGAUUCGUGUGCCUGUAUGCCAAAAGCAAAUACCUCGACUGACAGCAGCAGCGCCAGCGCCGUGCCCUCUGAGUCUAUCCAUAUAGGCGCCGGUGAAGAUAUGAAGCGCCUCACGUGUCACUCUGUUAAUACAAGCAAUCAUCUGAACAGCGGUUCAUAUCAACAUACCGGUACCUGCAAUGACUGUGAGGAUCCUAAAGAAAGUACCGAAUGAAAAAACCAGGGUUUUAGGCAGCAACAGUAAUUGAAACAACGUCACAAUUAUGUCUAAAUUUUAAAAUUAAUAUAAUCAAGAAAGUCAGCCCUUUUAUUUUUUCUUAUUUUCUCUGCGAUUGAAAAAUGUAUCAUAAAAAUAGUACAAUUGGUUCGUGUGUAAAUAACUAACUAGUUUGUAUUAAUCUGCUACUCUAUGUAUGUAUAAAUUACCGCAUAAUAAUGUGCAGUUGAUAUUAAUGUAAGAAUGUAAAAAAAAAAAAUAA